This is a messenger RNA of Vanessa atalanta (red admiral), 651 nucleotides long. RefSeq lists its product as uncharacterized. The transcript has a single exon. The record is from RefSeq and is a predicted model, not a curated record. Lineage: Eukaryota; Metazoa; Arthropoda; Insecta; Lepidoptera; Nymphalidae. Bases 1 to 651 code for a protein of 216 amino acids.
AUGUCUGAAGAAAUGUCAAUAUCAACGCUCUUUUCUAAAAUGAAAAUAGAAAUGGAAAAACAAGCUAAUCUAAUAACAGAUAAAACAGUUAACGCUAUGAUGACCAUGGAUGAUAAAAUUAAACCCGUAAUGGAAGAAAACCAGAAUCUUAAAUCAGAAAUAAACAUUCUAAAUAAAAAAAUAAAUACUCUAGAGAAUGUAAUCAAGAAGAACAACAUCGUAAUACACGGAUUCGAAGAAAACGAAACUAGUUAUAAUCAACUAUUUAAAAAUAUUACUUACUUACUUCAACAGUUGGAUGUAAAUAUCGACGAUAACGACAUAAGCAAAUUGUAUAGAAUUGGAAAACUGACAUCAGAGAAAACGAGACCGAUAAUAAUCACUCUCGCGACGUACAACAAAAAGAUGGAAAUACUCAAAAAUAAAAAUAAAAUGCCACAACCAAGCUACAUCACCGAAGAUUUUACCAAAGAAACGUUGCAAAAACGCAAAGAAUUACAAAACGAGCUCCGCCUACAGAGGGAGAGGGGAAACUACGUCUACAUAAAAAAUAACAAAGUUGUUGUAAAACAAAGAGGAAAUAAAAAAAAGAAAAGGAUCUUCAUGUCUGCUUGUAAUACCGCAGCAUUAACAUGCGACUGGCAUUACUAA